Molecule: messenger RNA, 2176 nt
Organism: Varanus komodoensis (Komodo dragon)
Lineage: Eukaryota; Metazoa; Chordata; Lepidosauria; Squamata; Varanidae
Gene: TMEM237
Product: transmembrane protein 237
Exons: 13
Coding region: 85-1239 (384 amino acids)
Biological process (GO): cilium assembly
Cellular component (GO): ciliary transition zone
Source: RefSeq, a predicted model, not a curated record
CCGCUGCAGCGCCUUGGAGAUCGGGCGCGCCCUUAGGGCGCCGUGGCUACAGCACGGCGGGAGUUCCUCGAGGCCGGGAGCGGGAUGGAAAACGUCCGCCCGUGUCCACCCCGUGUUCUUCCACCAGUACCAAGUGAAAACCAAGAUGAAAUUCCUCUUGGUCGCCAGAAAAGAAAAAAGGCCAAAGGAAAGAACUCACUAGAUGGCAUUGUCCAGGCAGCUGUCCGCCGGCCGUCUGAAAGCAGUGAACCUCUGACACCCGAGCCACAAGAUGCUGCACCUCAGAGGAAGCGUAAGAAAAAAAGAGUGCCUCCAGAAUCGGAGACAUCUUUCACUGAACAGAAUGGAAAUGGCAUGGAUCCUUCACCUACUGAAGAAACAGUGACCCGUAAACAGCGGAAAAGAGUAAAGAAAGCUCGCCCAGCAGAAAGUUCCAAUGACCUGGGUGUGGAGGAAGAAGACAUCAUUGAAGAUGAGCACGGAAAGGGUUCAGAGCAGCAUCCUGUGCUCUCGGUUCCACCUGGUGCUAGCCAGCCUAUUAGCAAGGUGUUUGUUGAGAAAAAUCGACGUUUUCAGGCAGCUGACCGCAAAGAUUUGAUUAAAACCACUGAAAACAUUGAUGUGUUUAUGGAAAUGAAAGCUGCUUGGACAACCAGGGAUGUGGCGCUUUCCGUUCACCGUGGUUUUAGGACAAUUGGACUUUUCACUCAUGGUUUCCUUGCCGGCUAUGCUGUCUGGAAUAUUGUAGUGAUUUAUGUACUGGCAGGAAACCAGCUGUCAACUGUCUCCAACUUGCUGCAGCAAUACAAGACUUUGGCAUAUCCUGCUCAGUGUCUUCUUUACCUUCUGCUAGCAAUCAGCACUGUUUCAGCAUUUGACAGGAUUGACUUGGCUAAAGCGUCAGUGGCAGUGCGGGGCUUUCUCACCUUGGACCCAGCAGCCAUUGCUUCUUUCAUGUAUUUUGCUGCUCUUGUCCUGUCUCUGAGCCAACAAAUGACAAGUGACAGAAUCAACUUGUAUACACCACCUUCAGAGAACAGUAGCCUCUGGACCUCAGGUGCAGAGGAACAGAUUCUUCAGCCCUGGAUUGUGGUUAAUCUAGUGAUCGCUCUUCUGGUUGGGAUCUCCUGGCUCUUCUUGUCUUACCAGCCCCAGUUAGAUCACAGUGAAGAAUUGAUGUUUAAUGCUGAAGUAGAAGAAUUUCCACCACCAGAUAAAGAAGCCAAAGUAUCUUCAUAAUACAGAGAACCUCCUCAAUACUGUAGUUAUGAUACUUAUGAUGGCUUAGUACCUAUUUGUACUUCUACAUUUUGUAUUUUAAAAUGUAUUUUAUAUAUUUACUUUGCAUUAAUAUUACACUUAUCCUAUUUUAAAGGUCCAUAAUUGGCUAAUGCAGUGUUAACAUUCUUUUUUCUUAGGGAUCAUCAGUAGCAGUAUAUGAAAGGAAAAAAGAAAGUCAAACGACCUCUUUGUAGUUUAUUUCUUCCUCCUCCGUUAUCUACUCCUUGAUAUUCAGGUUUUAUAGAAUUAAGUAUAUUUUCAAAAUAUCACAGAAACGUAGUGCCAAUUUGUCUUUAAAGAAUCAAGGGUGCAAUCUAAGAAUGUAAUAAAAAGUAGUCAGUUGCGAGUUCUGCUCAAGCUUUGAACUACUUUGAGAACUGGUAUACAGAGAAGGGGAAAAAAGAAUUUGUAAAAAGUCAGUAGCCUUAAUAAGCAAUGUCCAGACAGACAUGUUUAGACAGACAAAAGUCCUACCGUUCCCUGACGUGUCCAGUGUCUAAGCAUGCACAGGAUUGCACCUUAAACCAGAUUUCAGAAGGCAACUUACAUCACUAGCAUUUCAGCAUCAUAAGGAACUCUUGUGGAAAAUCUUGUUAAAAUAUCCAUGCGUUUGUGCUUUUUUGGACAUUGCUUAGAUCUCCCUUAUAGUACCAUUCAAACUAUGAAAUAUUUUUGAAACUCAAAUUGGUUUUAAAAUCAAACGUUACUAAAGACUACCUCUCAUUCAAAAUUUUGUAAUUUAAACUUUUGUGCAAAUGAAAAAUACACUGUUUGCUGAACUUGGCUCAUAUAGAGAAUAGCAUAGUUCAUCUGCUCUUAGAAUCAUUUUAGGAUUUCUUCAGUUGGGCUUUUUAAAUCACAUAAAUUCAUCAUUAAAGUAUGUUGCUCUGCCUCA